This is a messenger RNA of Cryptosporidium ubiquitum, 720 nucleotides long. RefSeq lists its product as uncharacterized. NCBI's taxonomy places the organism in Eukaryota, Apicomplexa, Conoidasida, Eucoccidiorida, Cryptosporidiidae. Bases 1 to 720 code for a protein of 239 amino acids. The transcript has 2 exons. The record is from RefSeq and is a predicted model, not a curated record.
AUGGCAAAUUCUACAAAAACACAAGAUUCUUUUGAAUCUUGUUACUCUUGUAUUUUUGAAAAUUCUCAAGAUUCACAAGUUGAUUCGUUACAAGAAACAUUGAAUAGCAAAGUUUUCUUGUUGCCUUCUUCAUACAAUGAUAUCUGGUUGGUUAAUCAGUUAAACCAGCUCAAAUUAAUUAGUCAAAAUGAUGACAAAUUGAAUGAAUUAAAUAAUUAUGUUGACACUUUUAGUGAUAAUGAAGAACAAUUUUCUAGUGAAAACAAUUCAGUAAUUCAAGAAGAGGCAUUUUCAGAUAAUAUUAAUAAUUAUAAUUUCUUUGAAAAAGAACUUGUUUCAAAUACCAAAUUAUCUGAUAUAGUUAAAAACAAGCUAUUAUCAAAUAAGGUUACUACCACCACUACUACUGACUAUAGUAAUAAUCAUAAUAAUAAUCAUUUUCAUCUUAACCCAAAAAAUUUCUCCUUUGAAAAUCAGAAUUUUUUUUCUGAAGAAGACAAUAUUUUGAUUGAUGAGUUGGUUAAAGAUUCUUUAGUUUAUCUUGAUCCUAUAUAUUCUACAAAUAACGAAUUUGAAAAUUUGAAUGUUGGUAUCACUAGUAACAACAAUAGUAAUAACAGUAGCAACAGUAAUAUGGGAGAAAGCAUUCCAAACUGCACUAACUGUUUUACUCAAGAUGAAAUUGAUGGAAUUAAGGAAAUCCUCUCUCAAGAUUGUUGA